AUGAAUCAGACACUGGUCACCGAGUUCCUCAUCUUGGGAUUCUCCCAAAGGCCUAGCCUGAAAAUGCUUCUCUUUUCCACCUUCCUCUGCCUCUACACAGCUGCCCUUUCAGGAAACCUGCUAAUUGUGGUGGCCAUCAUUGCCAGCCCAGCUCUGCACACCCCCAUGUACUUCUUUCUGUUUAACCUGGCCCUGGUGGACAUCCUCUGCACCUCCACCAUCCUGCCCAAGCUGCUGAGCAGCAUGUUGGCAAGGAGGACCAUCUCCUAUGGGGGCUGCAUGGCACAGCUCUUCUUCUUCACGUGGUCAAUGGGGGCUGAGCUGCUGCUCUUCUCAGCCAUGGCCUAUGACCGCUACAUGGCCAUCUGCCAGCCACUGCACUAUAGUGGCAUGAUGGGGCCCCGGGCAUGUGCAUUCCUGGCUGGGGUCGUGUGGGCCAUCAGCCUCACCAACACCUCAAUCAACACCUGCCUCACCAUGAGUCUGCAGUUCUGCAGGUCCAAUGUGGUUGAACACUUCUUCUGUGAGAUCCCCCCACUUCUGAAAGUCUCCUGCUCCCCAACUCACCUGAAUGAAGCUAUGGCCUUUGCAGCAGAUGUGUUCCUGGCUGUGGGGAACUUCUCUGUGACAGUCCUCUCCUACAUCUUCAUUGUCAUCAGCAUCCUCCGCAUCCCAUCUGCUGAAGGCAAGCGCAGAGCCUUCUCCACCUGCUCCUCCCACCUGCUGGUGGUCUCUGUGUACUACUGCACUGUCAUCUACACCUACAUCCGUCCUGCAUCCAGCUUCACACUGAACAAGGACAAGGGGGUGUCGGUCAUCUACACGUCUGUGGCACCCACCCUGAACCCCCUCAUCUACACUCUGAGGAACAAGGAUGUCAAAGUAGCACUCAGGAGACUUCUGUCCUGCAGCUGA
Fukomys damarensis (Damara mole-rat) is the source of this 915-nucleotide messenger RNA. Its product is annotated as olfactory receptor 13G1. Gene Ontology annotation, biological process: G protein-coupled receptor signaling pathway. The record is from RefSeq and is a predicted model, not a curated record. The transcript has a single exon. NCBI's taxonomy places the organism in Eukaryota, Metazoa, Chordata, Mammalia, Rodentia, Bathyergidae. Gene Ontology annotation, molecular function: olfactory receptor activity; G protein-coupled receptor activity. The coding region runs from base 1 to 915 and encodes 304 amino acids. Gene Ontology annotation, cellular component: membrane.